Messenger RNA from Chara braunii, 2255 nucleotides. Lineage: Eukaryota; Viridiplantae; Streptophyta; Charophyceae; Charales; Characeae. The record is from the annotation of a GenBank genome assembly.
GCAGUGCAUCCACUGCCCGAUUCCUGCUGUCCGUUGGUUCUGUUUGUCGAAGCAGUUCAUUCAGACAUCCUCCGAAGUCCACGUCUCGCUUCUCCAUCGUCCACUUACCUACGCAGCUACGCUUCUUUGGCUCUCCAGUGGUGAAUCGUUAUCCUCCACCCUCCUUCCAUUCCUCUGGCAACGAGUUAUGGGCCUGCGUGUCUCGAGCUGGAUGACGAUGCUGACGGUGAUGAUAGGAUUGAUGAUGAUGAUGAUGAUGGCCAUGCCGUUACGGGUGAUAGUGGCGGUCGGAGCAGAUAUGAGGUGGACAGCGCAGCAGAGAGGAGGGAAGUCCGUUGCGGGAGCGGAGAGUGCUUACAAUGAGGAGGUUGGCGAUAUGCAAGGAGCGAGAGAGCUCCAGGCAGAGCCAUCAAGUCGUUUCUCCGUCAUAAACACGACUCUUCUUCGAGCUCCCCGAGUGGUUUUGACAACUCCUCUGCUCUUACGUCCAACAGCCAGUGUCACUCAGUGUUUUCAUUACAUUCAGGAUGUCGUAUUUAGCUCCCAGACGGGGGUGUUCUUCUACUUGCAGCAGGAUUCCUGCUUGAAUAGUACUGCAGGAAAUAGAUUCGAUAGACGGUCGAUUCACAAGUGUGAUAUGCGAGGCAUGGCCGGAUCUGGCCCCGCUCAAGCCAACUCCUCCUUGCUCACUGUAGAGUGGGGGGACGAUAACGGGAACGGCACAGCGGUAAGUGACUUCCCAACCUCUAUACGGUAUUGGUUGUCUACGCUCGAUCUGUCGCGGAGCGACCGGCAUCUCGUUCUGCCCUUAUUGGACAAAGGUCUGGCAUUCGUCAACACCACGGAUGGUUCCAGAACCACGUACGACAUCUCCAACUCCCUGGGUUACGCGGGUGCAUUCAAUCCUAACCACACUAUUUUCUAUGUGGGGAAUGAAAGCUGCCUUCUCUACUCCGUCAUGGAUGGGGACUCGCCGGGCAGCUUCGUUGACGAUUUCCGAAGUAAAGCAUGCUAUACGGACUUCCGGAGUGUUCUCUUCGGUCAUCGCACUUUUCUCCAAGAUGGGAGCUACCUAUACGCCUGGGACAUACCUCACAGAACAUUUCUAGGCUUGGACCUCAUUAGUGGAGAGGUGGAUCACGUAAUCGAGAUUCCGCAAAUCCAAAAGCUGGGGUUGGGGGAUUUUGUGUUGACACAAGAUGGAUGCAGCUUGUUCGUCGUUGCAUAUGCUGGGAAGACUAUCCUGCGGGCGGCUUUUGAAAAACCGAGAGGAAAGGUGGUCACCGUCGAGAACGUGACUACUUAUACCUCAGCAUAUCGCUCGAUCGGGACGGUUGCCCUGGACAAUGACGACAGUCACUUGUACGUGUCGACCUCGGAUGGUCAGCUGUUCGAAUUUCCAAUCAACAAGUCCGCUCUAGGGGAAUGCAGCGGUGCAUUUCCAACACCAGCCGCUCCGACGGGGGCUGCCUCUCCAUCGGGAGCAUCGUCGGCAGGAGAUGAUGGCAGUAGUACACGCGUCAGUGGUAGAUUGGCCGACACGCUGUCAAGUCCUUCACCGGCAAGCGUCCAAACGCCACCAAGGGGACGUGUCAACGUCGGCGUGCUGGCUGGCAGCCUGGUGGCAGCUUGUCUGGUCUCCUCUAUUCUUUGUGGCGCUUUAGUGCUCCUCGUUUCUCGAUCUAGAAAAUCAGCGAAGGCGGAAUCUGGGGUUAUGACCGCGAUGUCUACUGCUCUCGAACACCCGGUAGAACGGUGUUCUGCUCUUGAACACCCGGUAGAACGGUGUUCUGCUCUCGAACACCCGAGUUGAGGCUACAGCUUACGUUCGUCUUCUUUCUUUCUCUUGUGUGUGUGGUUUUGGGCUGCAAUCUUACAGAUCGAACAGGCUGUCCCUCGGGGGUCCACCAUUGGUCACCGCAGAGGAGUUUCUUGUCUUGUCCUUCGCUGCUGCCAAGGCUUCUUUCGUCUGUUUGCGGCGAAGCGAACGCUGUACGUCUCUCAUUACCCUGUUUUUCAAUAUUUUUUUUUGUUGGCGCUUUCUUCUGAGGGGGUAGCCCUUCCCUCUAUCGAAUCCAUCUGGGUUUGAAGUCAUUAUAAUCUGGGUCUAUAGACAGUUACGCGACUUUGCCCGGCGCUUUCCUUAUUUUCUCUUUUCUGGGUCUCUCGCAGGCGGUAGCGGCUGAGGGUACAUUCAUUCUGGCGCGGGUUAAUUCACGGGUAACAGGACCGCCGAAUGAAUUUCACAAUUAAAU